UCACCCUUUAACCAGGGUAAUAUUUUUUAAUAUCACAUAAUCAUUAAUAUUCGUGCGUCUUGCAACUUUGCAUAUUAAUGAUGAAUAAUAGACUGUACAUUACCAGAAGUACAUAACCUACAUAACCUACAUAACCGUACAUUACAAUGUAUAUAUGAUGGAAAUUUCAAGGGUGUCUGAGAUUGGUUACCAAGAGUUUGUGCAAAAGUAUUUGUUGGGGAAUUUGCCAUGUUUGCUGGAUGAAAGAUUCACAAGAAAUUGGAAGAGUCGACAGGAAUGGGUUUGUGAUGGGAAACCAAACUUUGAAUUUCUGAGAGAAUCUUUUGCUGAAGCCACAGUACCAGUUGCUGAUUGCGAUGAAGAGGAGUUCCAAUCACAUCCAAAACAUUCAAUGUUAUUUAAAAAAUUCAUUGACUACUGGCAAGCUAGGAGUAAUGGAAUGUCGCAAGAUGAGAAAUGUUGGUACCUUAAAGACUGGCACUUUUGUAAGCAAUUUCCUGAAUACAAAGCAUAUGAGAUGCCUACUUUCUUCCAAUCUGAUUGGUUGAAUGAGUUUUGGGAUGAGUGGACUGAAAUGAAAGAUGACUACAGAUUUGUAUACAUGGGACCUAAGGGAACUUGGACACCAUUUCAUGCUGAUGUAUUUAGGUCAUACAGUUGGUCAGCAAACAUUUGUGGUCAUAAGAAAUGGAUUCUUUACCCUCCAGGAUCGGAGAAUCACAUGAAAGACACUCAUGGCAACCUAGUGUUUGAUCUGAACUCCUUGGAGACUCAAGAUACAAAAAGAUUUCCACAUUUUCAUAAAGCACCCCAGCCAAUGAUUGUCCAUCAAAAAGAAGGGGAAAUUAUUUUCGUACCAAGUUGUUGGCACCAUCAAGUUAUGAACAUGGAGGACACAAUAUCAAUAAAUCAUAAUUGGAUAAAUGGUUGUGGAGUUUAUCGCACGUGGCAACAUUUAAAAGCAGAAUUACACUUGGUAAAACGCAGUAUCGAUGAUUGUAAGGAAAUGGAUGGUUGGUUGGACCAGUGCCAAAUUAUUCUCGAGGCAAACAGCGGGAUAAGUUUCGCAACAUUCUUCAAAUUUCUCUUUUUCAUUGCCCGUGCAAGACUCCACUUCCUGGAAAAACAGUUCCCAGAAAACUCAAAGUUCCGUGAACAAUAUGCACAAUUAUUUCGUUUUGUUAUAACGAAACCCGAAUACCGGGAAACCAUUACUUCCCCUGAUAUAAGCGGUCAACGACCAAUACAGUACAUGUACUAUUCUCGUGACUUAUGCCUGUUUGACUUGGUCAAAAUCAAAGACGUCCUGGAGAAGUUUUUGGAUCACGAAGAUGUGCAAGGAACGCUGAAACAGGAUUGUACAAUCCUGUUGUGUUGCUUGGUGAAAACGACUGAUGAUCUCUAAUAAUUGUAAAAAUAAUUUCUUAGAAAUUGCCAAUUGCUUUGGGUUGUUGUAGUGUUUCAAUAUCUCAUCACUUUCUUCCAUGAAAUUCCUUGGGAAUUCCCUAACCUCGCAUCUUCCUAGUUGGUCAUUUUAUCACCCCACAUAGCUUUACCACAAAGUCACCAGCUCCAGCCAAUUAUUAAUGUCACGCUGAAUCAGGGUUGAUGGUUGUGAUUUCCCUAUUCAACAACUAAGAGAUCUUAUCAAAAAAUCUAAUGAAAUCAGUUAUGGUCUGACAAAUUUCUAAAGCUGUAACUAUAAAACUAUUGAUAUGCAAUUUAAAUUUUUGUUAAUAUCAAGGUCAUCAUUGCAUAAUU
This is a messenger RNA of Dendronephthya gigantea, 1761 nucleotides long. Its product is annotated as 2-oxoglutarate and iron-dependent oxygenase JMJD4-like. Gene Ontology annotation, biological process: positive regulation of translational termination; protein hydroxylation; negative regulation of gene expression. The record is from RefSeq and is a predicted model, not a curated record. NCBI's taxonomy places the organism in Eukaryota, Metazoa, Cnidaria, Anthozoa, Malacalcyonacea, Nephtheidae. Gene Ontology annotation, molecular function: histone H4R3 demethylase activity; sequence-specific DNA binding. Gene Ontology annotation, cellular component: cytoplasm; nucleus. The transcript has 10 exons. The coding region runs from base 155 to 1405 and encodes 416 amino acids.